Molecule: messenger RNA, 572 nt
Organism: Cataglyphis hispanica
Lineage: Eukaryota; Metazoa; Arthropoda; Insecta; Hymenoptera; Formicidae
Exons: 3
Coding region: 179-469 (96 amino acids)
Source: RefSeq, a predicted model, not a curated record
UCAUCGUCUGCGGCGCGCGCAACAAAAAUAACAGCUGUACCGUUUCUCCUAACCUCAAAGCGCUCCGUCAAUCUUUUUCUUUGAAUCGGUUUUGUGGAUUCUCAGUAUAUUUAUUAGCAAUCGCGUUAAUUUAUUUAUAUUAAAUUUAGUUGUCAGGUAUAUCGGUGAAAUAGUAACGAUGGUGAAAAUCAACAUACGAUGGAAGACCGCCGAGGACUUUAAUAUUCUACGAGGGACUAGUUUUGCGACAAAAGUGAAAUAUUUCUGGCGCAAAGGAUGGAUAGAGGUGCCAGUGAUAAUGGGAGGCUCGUUCUUCAUGCUAACAGGCCUUGCCUUGGCUUGUUAUGCGUGGCAUUAUUCUAGCACGCACGAUAUGACUCCGAAAUAUUUUCGAACGCCAAGAAUUUACAGACCGGACGACCCGCGAGUUAAGACGAUCCGUUAUGUCUCGGAUUUUGAUAAAAUAUGAAUUUUCAUUUAAUGAAUUUUCAUAGCAUUAUAUUAUGAUACACAGCUGUUAUAUCCUAUAUUGUAGAAUUAUUAUUCGAAUAAAUGUGUAAAUUAUUAUACCA